Molecule: messenger RNA, 894 nt
Organism: Arvicola amphibius (Eurasian water vole)
Lineage: Eukaryota; Metazoa; Chordata; Mammalia; Rodentia; Cricetidae
Gene: Vamp1
Product: vesicle associated membrane protein 1
Exons: 5
Coding region: 134-505 (123 amino acids)
Biological process (GO): SNARE complex assembly; vesicle fusion; vesicle-mediated transport
Cellular component (GO): plasma membrane; SNARE complex
Molecular function (GO): SNAP receptor activity; syntaxin binding
Source: RefSeq, a predicted model, not a curated record
CAGCAGUUAGAGUUCCGGGUAGCUCGUGUGAGGCGGAGCUCCGCAGUUCCGUCUGCUUCAUCCGCAGCGGCUCCCUGUCUGUCUCGUUGCAUUCUCCAGAGAGGGACGGACCUCCACUUCCUCUAUCAGAAAAAUGUCUGCUCCAGCUCAGCCACCUGCUGAAGGAACAGAAGGGGCUGCCCCAGGUGGAGGUCCUCCUGGCCCUCCUCCUAAUAUGACCAGUAAUAGACGACUCCAGCAAACCCAGGCACAAGUGGAGGAGGUGGUGGACAUCAUGCGUGUGAAUGUGGACAAGGUCCUAGAGAGGGACCAGAAGCUGUCAGAGUUGGAUGACCGAGCUGACGCCUUGCAGGCCGGAGCGUCCCAGUUUGAGAGCAGUGCUGCCAAGCUGAAAAGGAAGUACUGGUGGAAAAACUGCAAGAUGAUGAUCAUGCUGGGAGCUAUCUGUGCCAUCAUCGUGGUUGUUAUUGUAAUCUCUUUUUCCUCCCACCGCCCAUGUGCAUGAGCAAGUAUGCCUCUAAACCCUGGGACUUUGCAGCCAGUGAAGCCAAGCUUCCCACAUCCCCUUCUUUGGUUUGUCAUGAGACGAUGUGGGGUUUCCAUUGUGUCUGUCAUUGCCUCUGUCUUUUUCCUAACCCAGUCUCAUAGUUUAUGUAUAGAGUAGUAAGAGUUGUAUUUCCACCAAAGGCAUGUGACAUAUCUACCAAUUUCAUGUAUUCUCAACGACGGUGAAAAAUACAAAUUCCUUCCACAACAUCAUUUUGGUUGUUGUUUGGGUUGUUGUAUUGGGGAGGGGAGAAGAGGGUGUCAUCCUAGGUUGGCUGUAGGCCAGAAGGGCUGCCUGGUGUGUGUUCUUCGGUCUUCCUGGAAAUUAAAGUCUCUGUGUUGGCAGAG